AUGUCGACCCUGAUGGACACGUGGGCUAGCGGGGUGUCGAAACUACGGGAGAAGUGCUGGCCGGGGACGGCGGAAGAUGAAGGCCGGCGCCGGCAACCACAGCAGCAGCAGCAGCAGCAGGAGGCCCUCAAGCAGAAGCCCCUCCGGCGGUCAACCCUCUCCGAGGUCACCGUCGGCUUGCUCAUGGACCGCUUCUCUCCCUGUUGA
Molecule: messenger RNA, 207 nt
Organism: Spirodela intermedia
Lineage: Eukaryota; Viridiplantae; Streptophyta; Magnoliopsida; Alismatales; Araceae
Source: the annotation of a GenBank genome assembly